GUGGUCGUUAUCGAGGUAAAGCGGGACUAUCCUCACCUCGACCACAUCCUCGGUGAACACAGAUGGUCUGAGUUCUUAAUCAACCCGCCAGCGGACGUAAAGAACGACGUAUCUCGCGUCUACUAUUGUACCUACCACUCCGGCAGAGAACUUCAGAAGCACGGCUGGAAGUGUGUGCCGCUCGAGGAUGAUUGGUUCAGGACAUGGAGUCCUAAAAAC
Molecule: messenger RNA, 219 nt
Organism: Coniophora puteana RWD-64-598 SS2
Lineage: Eukaryota; Fungi; Basidiomycota; Agaricomycetes; Boletales; Coniophoraceae
Exons: 2
Source: RefSeq, a predicted model, not a curated record